Mus musculus (house mouse) is the source of this 1525-nucleotide messenger RNA. RefSeq names its product gametogenetin binding protein 1 (gene Ggnbp1). The transcript is spliced from 6 exons. Lineage: Eukaryota; Metazoa; Chordata; Mammalia; Rodentia; Muridae. Gene Ontology annotation, cellular component: cytoplasm; membrane; mitochondrial intermembrane space. The record is from RefSeq and is marked validated. The coding region runs from base 201 to 1313 and encodes 370 amino acids.
CCUGGCUAGCUCCCUCUACCCCUCUACCCGCUUUCCUUCCAGUAGACCCCCCCCCACCAGCCUCCAGUUAUAGCCUCCCCCCACCCCCACCUCCUCUUUGCCUUCUAGAACUUCUGGAAGUUUCCAACUGGAGGUUUCUGCUAGCAGUUGGUCCUGGGCUGGCUGCCAUGGCUUCUCCCUGAGUCGGGGUCCCACUCAGGAUGGCAGCCCCGGCGCGGACCCCUCGGUCACGGAUCUUAGGCUGCUCCUCCAUGCUGCGCUUUCUCCGAAACCUGGUGGGGAGUAAGGGCGGUUCUAAGAGCACUAACAAGCCCCUGACCAGGAGCCAGCCCAGCUCCUCAUGGGAGCAAGAUGUUGUCUCCCCAAUGAUGGGCCACCAGGGAGGUCGUGGGAGGAAGGAGCCCCGGGCCAAGGUCCACUCUGCAGCUUCCUCUAAUGGGAAGAGGGAGCCCCCGCCCAGGGUUCUCUCUGCAGCUCCCUCCAACCCGAGGCAUGAUGCCUUUGAGCUGGGCACUGGGGACUCAGGGUCCCAGACCCUCACCUCCAAGGAUGUCCCGAAGCUAAGGGCCCAGGGUGUUGAGGUAACAUCAGUUCCUCUCAGAGGAACCUGGGAGGUUCUGGAGCAGCUACCUGAGAAGAAAGGAGAGGAGGAGGAGCCAGUAGGGGAGGUCUCCGGGGCCUCAGACAGGGAGCAUUUUGGCCAGGCCCUGGAGACAGAACAAGGAUGCUUACAGUGGGUUCCGGGACCACUGGCGCUCACCCCUGGGGCCUUCAUCAAGGAGGAAGAGGAUGAACACUGCCCAAUUGAGUUUGGAGACCUCAAGCCGUCCUCUUGCAAGGUGGGGUCCACCCCGUGGAACUAUCUCCUUGGCUUGUACAAGCAGCUCCAGAAGUCAGCCAUGGCCAAGGCUCAGAGACCAGCUGCGCCUCAGUUGGCUCUCAAGGAUGGCUUGCCCCACGAGGAGAAAGGGGAGAGAGAAGAAGCGGUGGAUGAGAGCUGUCCCAAGUGGUGUGCCCCUCGCGCCUCUAGCGACGAGAGCUGUCCCAAGUGGUGUGCCCCGCGUGCCUCCACCUACCAGUCGCCGCUGCAAAAGAAGUUUAGGUCUACAGAUACAGUGGGUUUUGUGGAGUCGGAGCUGAAGAAGAUUCUGUCAGUGCAACGAGAGGCUCGCCUCUGGAAGGUGGGCAACCCCGAGGGCCGGGAGCUGCUGACCCAGCCAGACAUCACACUGGAGGAGGCUGGCAUGGUGGACGGCCAGCACCUGCUCCUGGAGGAGAUGGACGAGAUGGGAAACUGGCCCCCUCCAGAUUGAGGCCCGUGCCGGCAGGAGCCCACCGUGCCCACACUCCUGGGACCCCAGUCUGGCGUGUGCCUCUUCUUGGGACACAUGCAAGGAGUCCCUGGGGCCCUGGGUUUUGGGAUGAGUAGCAUCCUGUGUGUGUGCGGUUGGCCUGCCUGGCACUGUCCCUACCCGUCAGACUCCUGCAGAUGACGUUAUUAAUAAAAGCUUAGUUUGGCAUUCAC